AUGUCCAUAGACAUCAACUGGGAGGCCGCAACCUCAGGGCCAGAUGGCGAAGCCCUUGCGGAGCGCAUCCGCUCAUUCAUCCACGACAAGUUCCAGCAAAUCGCCCUUCCUCGAUUUAUACGCUCCGUCGAGGUGAACUCCUUCGACUUUGGCACGAUCAAGCCCGAGCUGCAAAUCAAGGAUUUAUGUGAUCCGUUCGAAGACUUCUAUGAGGAGGAUGAAGACGACGAAGUCGGAGAUGGGGAGCUGUCAGAUAUCCAGGACAGAUCACCGAAACCUCGACCUUCCAGCGCUGGAAAUGAGCGGAGCGCGGCGGACGCGUGGCAAGCGGAACAUCCUGCGUUCUUAGAUGACCGGCUAUGCGGCAGAAUCGGACCCCAUGAUGUCCCGAUACCCUCGAAAGAGGAUCCCCUAGCAUCGAGGCCGAUGCGAUCUCCAAUGUCCUUCGGGGAUCCCUUGAAUCCCUACUUCUUUCCGCGGGCUGGCACCCCCGGGAUUCCGGGCGGUACUUCGAAUCUAGGCUACUACUACAUGCCUCUUGGCGGAAUAUCAGGGACACAGACGCCUCUCUCUUCAGUCCCUCGCGGCCCGUUCUCCCCGGGUCUACGUGAUGCCUCUGUCUUUGGAGAACCUUCUAAUUCGCAACGACCUAAUCCUUUGGGUCCCGCCCGUCGUCAGUCUGAAAUUGACAUUGACACCGGGAAUUCCAGGCCAUCGACUGCAGAUACUUUGAAUUCACUCAAUAUCCAUGGUAUCCCCGACCCAGUGCUACCCCGCUCAUCUGACGAUGCACAUCCAAAUGUUCUUCCCCGGAGAGAUAAUAGCCCUGCUCCGCGCCGUGUGCGCGAGAAGAGACCAGAAGACCUUCAAGUUCUAUGCCGAUUAAGAUAUAACGGAAACAUCCGACUCUCUCUCACAGCCCAGGUGCUCCUCGACUAUCCCAUGCCAAAUUUCGUUGGUUUACCCUUGAAGCUAAACAUCACCGGCCUCACAUUCGACGGUGUCGCCGUGGUUGCGUAUAUUCGAAAACGAGUACAUUUUUGUUUUCUGUCUCCAGAAGAUGCGGACACGCUAUUUGGAGCGGAUGACACUAAUGAAGCAGGGCAUUUACAGUCCAGAGACUCGCUGGCGGGUGGAAUCAAUGACACAAGUUACUCCUCCCGACGACCGCACGAUAGUCUUCUCCGCGAUGUCCGGGUGGAAAGCGAAAUUGGUAGAAAGGAAGACGGAAAACAGGUGCUGAAAAAUGUGGGCAAAGUCGAGAAGUUUGUCCUGGAGCAAGUUCGUCGAAUUUUUGAGGAAGAAUUUGUCUACCCUAGUUUUUGGACGUUUCUGGUAUGA
Molecule: messenger RNA, 1341 nt
Organism: Coccidioides posadasii C735 delta SOWgp
Lineage: Eukaryota; Fungi; Ascomycota; Eurotiomycetes; Onygenales; Onygenaceae
Gene: MDM12
Product: Mitochondrial distribution and morphology protein 12
Biological process (GO): phospholipid transport; mitochondrion organization
Cellular component (GO): ERMES complex
Molecular function (GO): lipid binding
Source: RefSeq, a predicted model, not a curated record